UAUUGAACCGCCUUACAUUCGCAAAUUCAUUGACGCGUAGUGAUAUGUUGUGAUUCAUUCGUUAGGUGAAUUUUGCAAUAAUCAGUCGUGAAUUAUAGGAUUUUAAAAGAAUUUUCUCAUACACAUGUUUGCUGUGGACAAGUAGAUGGGAAUACCUGUACAACAGAUUUUUAUUGGAGUAGUAACCCUUGCUUACUUUGUGAAUGUCAUCGUACUUGCGAAUGGAGAGGACCAAUUGAUAUGUACGGGGUACACAUUCUACAAAGUGAAGAAAAAUGGGCAAGCAUUCUGUAAGGAAUGUCCGUCGUGUAUUGGUGGAGGAAUAGGAUGGGAUACAACUGAAACAAGGAUUAAAGAUGAGCAUGGUUUCAGGUCGUGUUACAAGUGUGAGAAAUGUAAACCUGAAACAUUCCGUGUACUGGGAUCAUAUGAUUCGAAAUGCGAGCAGUGUGGCCUUGAUUGUGUCGCUAAGAACAGGUAUGGUUCCGUUAGAUGUGGAGGAGGGAAUCCCGGACAUUGUGGAGAGUGUAUUAGUGGGUACUACGCCACUUCGAAGGAAUCUAACAGUAGAUGUACCCUGAAGCCAACAGAAGGUAAUGAAGAUGUGAAAACAGUAACGGAGAAAACAACAACUUUGGAACACAGGUUGGAAGAGAACAGACGUCAGCCUAAUCCUUUAGCAGACGUUCCAAUAUGGAUUCCUAGUGGCAUUCUGUUUAUUGCAUUCCUAGCAGUAAUAGCUUGUGCGAUUAUCUCUGCACGUUGGCAGAAGAGAAAUAAAACAUCGGCACAGAGUAAUAUAGCAUAUGACUCUAAAAGGGCUCUGAUAAGCAAUGGAAGUAGUUUAGAUGGAGAAAACUUGGAAACAGAUGGUGAUAACGAUGUCAAGGUGAGGGGAGAACGUCCGGAAGCAGUAACCAUCAAUGAGAUAGAGGCUAUGGGCUUUAGUUCGUCUUCUAAACGGCUGGAAUCCCCGAACUUUGACAGAAUUCUACACAAAGACGAUAAAACGUUAGAUGUCGUUGCCAACAACAUACAUGGUGAGAGGAGACAUGAAAUGUUUGAAACCUACCUAAAACUACCUAAACCCAAGACCUCGCCUGAGGAAGAGAAGUUUCAUAAGAAUUUAUGUUCCUUUCCUGCUUACAUUCUGGAAGUACUGAAAAUAUGGCUUCAAUAUGCGGACAAAGAGGCUACCCUGAAAAAUCUUUGUAAAGCUUUAGAAAUGGCAAGUUUUAAUGAUGUUGUAGGCAAGGUCCUAGAUUUGCCAGAAAACCAGCCAGGUCUGGGUAAUGUAGAUGAAUGUUAAAGAUAUAUAAGAUUUUACACGAGUUGUCAUUUGAUAUUGGCUAAUAUGAAACAAAUCUGAUAAAGUAUUAUAUAAAUGGUGCGUUUGUGGAGCUAUAUCGCAUUGUUCGGACAACUUUAACUCUUACCAUGGUAGAUAUCUUAAAUGGACUUGUCUGUCUUUCAAAAUUUACAUAAUUAUUCGUCAAAUUUAGUGGAAAUUUCAAAAUAUUAACUGACUACAUUUCUAUUAGUACAUACCAUGAUCAGACGUAUCGAGUGUCCCGGUAGGUUAUGGUCUGCACGGGUAACAUGAGUAGAAUCUGUUGCCACCAGGAUCCGGUUGUUCAAACAUUGGUUUGUGUUAAUUUUAACCAACGUUUUGAACAACCCGGUCCAGCAGGCUAAGGGUUAAGUUAAUGUAAGUCCAUAACGUCAACGAAUGUAAGAUUUUUAUCACAUUAUAUGCCAGAACAUUCCGAAAACAACAACAUCUUAAUGACAGUUUCACGACAUAUAAUUAUAUAUUUAACGUUUGUGAUAUAAGGAAAAUGGUGCUGUUAGAUUGAAACACAAGGCGUCAUAUAAUUAAUUUAUCGUUCUGGUAGUUGAUACAAAAUAGUAUAUUUACAGUUCUAACAAUAAGAUAAAUGAUUGUAGGUUUUUUCUUGCUAUUGAUUUAAAAAAAAAAGUACAUGUAUUUGUUAACAAUUUUUAAAAGAAAUAAAAAAAUUCUUAUCGUUAUUAGACUGAAUAGGGCUAGAAUUUUUUUUUUAAAAUAUGGCUACAAAAAUAUUUUGAUGUUAUCUUUUGCUUCAAAUAUAUAGAACUAAAAUUGUUGUUUUUAUUAUGGUUCGUUGUUAUAACAUUAUCAAUCUCAAAAAGAAAUCAUGAUCUUUGGUCACUUUUUGCUCAGGCUAUAACACUUAAGAAUUCCAUUAAAUGUUAUUUGAUCCAGUUUGUAAAUAUAUUAUAUUACUAUAAUUUAUCGGUGUAAAUUAUAUUUAGUCAGGAAAUUAUUCAUGUGUUAAUAUUUUACAUAGUUUAUAUAUGUAUUAGAAUCUGAUGUGUGCACUAUCAUUGAUGGAUUUUAGUUGAUUAAUAUUUAAUAUUUACUAUUUACUUAUUAAGGAUACAUAGCCCGGGUCUCCACGAUACCGGUGUACAUAUUUUAUACAUUUUAUGUAUUUUAUACAUAACAGAGUUCUGUUACUCUGAAAUUCUCGCUCACUACGAAUGUAAACAAUGGACGACCAUUUUUGUAUGACGUAGUUAAACAGACUUCAUGCUACCGGUGCACUGGUAAAAAUGUUAUUUAUAUGGAAAGCCAUUGCAGUUUUAUUAUUUAAGCAUUCUUGUAUUCAUAUCUGAAAGAAAAAACAAUACAAAAAACUUUAAACAACAUAAAAACGUGUGCUUCAAUGAUUAAAAAAAUUGUGUGUUUUGCAGAGGGACUAAUUUAUGCAAUGGAGGAAUCGGAUAGUAAAAUAAAAAUAAGGUAGGAUAUGUGAAAUAUUUUCUUCAGAAACUCGUCAAAAUGUUUGAAAACUUUUAAAUAGCCAAUAUUACUAGAGCAUGUCAAUAUAAACAGUCGGUAGGUGGCGUUGACAAUAGUAUCGCAAGAUAUGUUGAUACACCGGUAUCAUGGGGUUCGAAUAUAGUAUUCAUGAUUAAGUUUAGUACAAUUUGAUUGUUUAAUAGUUAGUUCUGUAAGUACACAUUGUUCAGUUGUUUAUAGCUUUACUCACUGCAUCUAGUCGAAAAUCUUUACGUUACUUUAUUUCAUCUUUUCUUUGCUCAAUACAACUCAACCCACAUUUACAGCAGAAAAAGUCCCUUUGGAAUUUUGAAUCUCAUCUCGGUGUUUUUUUGUCUUUUGUUAUAUUCAUAAAGUAGGAUGUCCCUCUUAGUACCGCUGUACUUUUUUCAGCUAAUUGAACAAUUAAAAUUAAUACUCUUACUGUCAUUUGCUCAGAUUGACAUAUUUCUAAGAUCGGCUUCGUAUGCAAAUGUGUCUAUGAUCAGAUAAGUACCACGUUGUCAUCGGCAACACGGUAUAUCAGCGGAAAUUACUAAAUUUACAAUAACAAAUUUACACAAUAGUUAUUAUGUUACUAUUUGAUAUUUUACCGGGAAAAAAUUGAUAAUGAAUGCCGAUAAGAACUGUUUAAAAUAGAUGUAUUUCAACAAUAAGUAAAAGUACAUGUAAAAAUUUUACAUAGUUAAUUACUCGGAGUUUUCUGUACUGAUACUUUAGCUUGUUCUAAUUUUUGUAAAAGUUUAUUUUUAUAUUUUUUUCUUCCUUUUUAUGCAAAAUGUCCCUGAUCAACGUUUUGAAAUUCUCUGUUACGAAAUAUAUACUAGUAUAUGUUAACAAGAUAUACAUGUAUAUACUCGACGUUAAAUGCUCUUUUUGUUCCUAGUUUAUAUUUUUGUUUACUUUUUUUGUACAGAGAUUGAAUUAUAUCAUUUGAAAUAAUAAAAAGUUUGAAAU
This is a messenger RNA of Ruditapes philippinarum (Manila clam), 3781 nucleotides long. RefSeq lists its product as uncharacterized. Gene Ontology annotation, biological process: signal transduction. The transcript is spliced from 8 exons. The record is from RefSeq and is a predicted model, not a curated record. Lineage: Eukaryota; Metazoa; Mollusca; Bivalvia; Venerida; Veneridae. The coding region runs from base 146 to 1309 and encodes 387 amino acids. Gene Ontology annotation, molecular function: protein binding.